CCACAGUCAGUCUACCGGAAUGGCUCUGGCCUAUGAUGUCAUAGAAUCCCACGUACUCCUAGUAGUGUCAGGGUUAUGAAGCUGUGGCAGUGGGUGCCCGUAUGGGUGUGGCUGUGGAUGGCUAAUUUGGGGACUGUAGACACAGCACCCAGAAGAGAUGACAUUAAGGCCUCGACACCAGGAGCCACCUCCCAGCUCUUUGUAGACAGGCCUGACUUCUUUGACUACCCAGACUCAGACCAAGCUAGUCUUUUUGCUGUGGCCCAGUUUAUUGGAGAGAAACCUGUGGCCUUUGUUAAGACAGGUUCCGGCCCCGGGCUCUUCCAGCACAUCAUGGUGGCCACGUUGGCAGUGGCUUUCUUCCUCUUCCUUUUCCAGUUCUGCACACACGUGAGCUUCCAAAAAGGAGCCUAAGGAGCUGGCCAGGAGCCCUGGACCCUGCGGUGUGCUAC
Phodopus roborovskii (desert hamster) is the source of this 452-nucleotide messenger RNA. It is a transcript of the gene Fimp1, whose product is annotated as chromosome unknown C16orf92 homolog. Gene Ontology annotation, biological process: fusion of sperm to egg plasma membrane involved in single fertilization. The coding region runs from base 76 to 414 and encodes 112 amino acids. The record is from RefSeq and is a predicted model, not a curated record. NCBI's taxonomy places the organism in Eukaryota, Metazoa, Chordata, Mammalia, Rodentia, Cricetidae. The transcript is spliced from 4 exons.